Mytilinidion resinicola is the source of this 483-nucleotide messenger RNA. Its product is annotated as Clavaminate synthase-like protein. Gene Ontology annotation, molecular function: 2-oxoglutarate-dependent dioxygenase activity. The record is from RefSeq and is a predicted model, not a curated record. Lineage: Eukaryota; Fungi; Ascomycota; Dothideomycetes; Mytilinidiales; Mytilinidiaceae. The coding region runs from base 1 to 483 and encodes 160 amino acids. The transcript has a single exon.
AUGCUCUGGCUGCAUUUCGACGUAUUGGCUAACGUCCUCUGCCAAAUCCGCGGAACGAAAACGCUGCGGCUGUAUUCACCAAGCGAUGCUAUGCAUCUGGAGUUUCCUCCAGGAGGCUCAAGCUCAAACAUUGACGUCUUCACGCACGACCAUCCGCCUCUCGCUUUAACGCAUCCGCACGAAGUCUUGCUUAGCCCCGGAGAUGUCCUCUUCAUACCUCCAAUGUGGUCCCAUACAGCGCGGCCAACGGCUGGGAUGAGUGUUGCUGUCAACGUCUUCUUCCGGAAUCUUGAGCAGAAGCAUUACGCGAUCGGUCGAGACGUGUAUGGAAACCGGGACUUGCAGGCAUAUGAAAGCGGGAGGAAGGACAUCGAAAAAAUGGCCAAGGCUUUUGAGGGGAUGCCGACUGAGAUUGCGAAGUUCUAUCUGGAGCGGCUGGCCGCGGAGUUGAAGGGCAAGGCCCAGGGGUUUGGGUCAGAAUAG